Diplodia corticola is the source of this 981-nucleotide messenger RNA. RefSeq lists its product as uncharacterized. Lineage: Eukaryota; Fungi; Ascomycota; Dothideomycetes; Botryosphaeriales; Botryosphaeriaceae. The transcript is spliced from 3 exons. Bases 1 to 981 code for a protein of 326 amino acids. Gene Ontology annotation, cellular component: cell cortex of cell tip; plasma membrane. Gene Ontology annotation, biological process: fungal-type cell wall organization. The record is from RefSeq and is a predicted model, not a curated record.
AUGGGCAAAAUCGGACGUAUCGCGUGCGUUGCCACGCCUAUGGCGCUGUCGCUGGCAUCCUUCAUCUGCCUGAUUCUCGUUUUCCUGGGCAAUUGGACCAAGAGUGACGGCAACCUGACCUCCAUCUACUUCAUGAAGGCCGACAUGUCCGAGUUCAGAAGCAACAUAUCCUCGUCCUCCUCUAUAGAUAUACCCUUCACCGACGCAGACGACAAGUUUCUCGCUGCACUGACCACCACCGCCAACGACAACCUGAGCGACAUCUACACCGUCGGCCUUUGGAACUACUGCAGCGGUGACAAGAACUCGACUGGCAUCGACUACUGCAGCGGCCGUAAGGCUUCCUACUGGUUCAACCCCGUCGAGGUCUGGGGACUUAACAACACCGCUGCCGAGGACGCCAUCCCCGACAAGCUGGAGAGUGGCCUCAAGAUCUACAAGAAGAUUGCCAGCUGGAUGUUCGCUGCCUACACCAUCGCUUUCUUCGCCACGCUCGCCACGCUCCUUCUCGGCGUCCUGGCCGUCUUCUCGCGCUGGGGCAGCUUCAUCACCACCUUUGCCGCUUCGGUCGCAACCCUCUUCACCCUCGCCGCGUCCAUCACCUCGAGCGCGCUCUACGGCACCCUCGUCGCCACGUUCAAGUCGGUCUUCGAGGAGUACAACAUCGAGGCCUCGAUGGGCGGCAAGAUGAUGGGCAUCACCUGGCUGGCGACGGCCUUUUCCAUCGCCGCGGGGCUCUUCUGGGUGCUGUCGACGUGCUGCUGCUCGGGCAAGAGCGACCGCAGCGGCCGCAAGAAGGUCACGGUCGAGAAGACGCCGUACACGUACGAGCGCGUGCACUCGCCCUUUGGCGGCGCCGGCGCCGGCGCCCAGCACCAGCAGCAGCCGCAGCAGUCGUACGGCAACGUGCCUCUGAGGGACAUGCAGGGAAACAAGGCCCCGUCUGCGUACGAGCCGUUCAGGCACGAUAGCCGUGUCUAA